Solea solea (common sole) is the source of this 3045-nucleotide messenger RNA. RefSeq names its product trace amine-associated receptor 4-like. The record is from RefSeq and is a predicted model, not a curated record. Gene Ontology annotation, molecular function: trace-amine receptor activity. Bases 1646 to 2617 code for a protein of 323 amino acids. Gene Ontology annotation, biological process: G protein-coupled receptor signaling pathway. Lineage: Eukaryota; Metazoa; Chordata; Actinopteri; Pleuronectiformes; Soleidae. Gene Ontology annotation, cellular component: membrane. The transcript has a single exon.
UAAUGUCAUUUUUAGUUUGACUACUGUAGUUACAGUAUAGUGCUUUAGAGACAGUUAACUAAAAUGUCUCUAAAGCCAAAGAAAUAUGUGUUUCCAUUAAAGGUAACUGAUCGUGUCAUUUAGUUCAGUUGCCUUUUAAUGAUGUCAUACUCUUUGUGGAGCUCCUGCUAUGAUUUUCAUAGAGUUUGGCAUUAAAAAAAAAUCACCAUGAAUACAAAAGCUUUAAACUCUUUAGACUGCCCUCUGUAUAAAAUGUCAGGACUCAUUGGUAUGAAGCUGCACAUUAGCCAGUGCUGUACUUUGCAGGAUUUUCUAAUUUAACAGCGCCUGCGUCAUUAUAGUAGCUUGUUGCAGGGGGAAGGCUCUCUCCACUCUCCCAACUGUCUGUUUGUGGAAAACCAGCCUUGCAAGAUCAGGGCCAUCGCCCGAGAGUCCUCAGAAUCAGGAGGUCUUGCAAAAGUCUUGGAUCUCGCAAGAAACAUGUUACAUUACUUAACAGCACUACACUCACACACACACACACACACACACACACUAACCAGGUACCAGCUACAAGAUCAAUGCAGUGAUAGCAUUAUUUGACACAGAGGAUCAGUCACUUAAUCAGGAAGUAAGCUAAAGCUCAUCAUCCCAUCCCAUACUGCUUGCCAAAGUCAUCAAACUCAGUCUUAUUAUUGUUUUGCUUGAUAGAGAGAGAGAGAGAGAGAGAGAGAGAGGGAGAGGGAGAGAGGGAGAGACGCCUAGCAGCAGAAAUUACAUACUAUACAUUUAAUUAUUUGAUAGAACAGAAGAAGAUAAUUUCAAAAAAAUAUAAAAGCAUGAAUGAAUAAAAUGUCAUUCAUUUCUGAGGUGAUUAAAGCAGGCAGCAACAAGGGCUUGUUCUGACAGCAUGAAAUUUUGUAAUUUAGACCAGUGAUGAAAAGAAGCGUGAGAGAGUUCGAGGGAAUGCCCCCACUGUAGAACCUGCUACCUCGACUUGACUCAACUCAACUCCCUUUUUUUACUUUUCCAUCAGGGAUAGUACUGGCUGCUUUUUUUAGUACCUGCUCUGGCAAAGUUCCAAGCACAUUCAGCUGAUACAACAGUCAAAAGACUGCUGGCCACUGAUUGGUCAGCGAGUAUCGUCACUGGAAGAGUCAUGAGCGUAAGAUUGACGCAAGAAUCAAAUCAAACAAAAUGCCAGGCCAAUGUGGAUAAAAAGCAGAAACGAUACAGAAUGUUUGCAGAUUUCUCUACACUCAUUCCCUCCCUCUUUGGAGACAUAAAGGACACUGUCUCUAUCCAAGAAGCAAUUUGAGUGCAUCUUGAAUGACCUGAGGCACAACAAAUGUAUGUUCAUCAGUUAUCCUCGAUUGAAGGCAAAGAGGUCGUAAAUAUUGUCUUUGAGGAGCAAUUUUAAUGAAAAUAUAAUCUCGGAUUAUUGAAUUAAUGGGUGACUGACUAAAACCAUUAUUAUCCUUGGAUAUCACAUACAAGAACAACUUCCUUGAUAUGCUAAUGUGCUUGAAAAAUACUUGUAAUCUUGUGGCACUGCUUGAGAUUUGAAACACACAUGCAAAGACUAUACUGCUGUGUAUGAUAAUGUCACUUCUGUAUUUAUUUGUCUUGUCAGGUACGUUAUUAACAUAUUAGUGAUCUUUAAAGCAUGGCAACAUUUGAUGUUUUUGCUGAACAGCUUCUUUUAAAUGAAUCUGCAAAUGUUCCUGACAUUACUGCAGUGGAGCUUUCAUAUUUAUUUUGUAUUUUUGGUGGCUCUUUGUCAGUUCUCAUAAUGUGUGGAAACUUGCUUGUAAUAAUCUCCAUUGUUUACUUCAAACAGCUCCACACUCCUACAAAUUUCCUGAUGCUCUCUCUGGCUGUGGCUGACCUGCUAGUUGGACUUUUAGUUGUGCCCUUCAGCAUCAUUAUUAUUAUGAGCUCAUAUUGGCAUCUCAAUGAUUUCCUGUGUAUGGUACGGAGCAGCUUAGAUGUUAUACUGUGCAAUACCUCCAUUUGGAACGUGUGCUUCAUUUCUGUUGACAGAUAUUACGCAGUGUGUCAGCCUCUGAGAUACAGAACUAGAAUAACUGUGCGUGUUGUUUUGAUCAUGAUCAUGGUGUCCUGGACAUUUGCCACUCUAAAUGGAAUUAUUUUCACGUUUCAGGCUCCUGAUAAAGGACAAAAUAUCAACAGGUGUGCUUUAUUUCAAAAAAAAAAUCAGAAUAUUGUAGUUGUGGGAGUUUUUAUUGCGUACGGCAUCCCAACUAUUUUGAUGUUUGCAAUCUACCUAAAGAUUUUGAUGGUGGCACAGAAACAGGCACACAGCAUCCAGAGCAUGGCAAAAUCUACUGCAACUGUCAGUAAAAUGGAGAAAAAGGCGACUAAAACUCUGUCUAUUGUGGUGGGGAUUUUUCUCAUGAGUUGGAUGCCCUUCUUUCUCUGUAUGAGCUUCUAUCCUUUCAGCAAUUCUCCAAUACAGGUUUAUGUAAUGCAGUCACUGAAGUGGCUUGGAUGGACAAAUUCAAUGUUCAAUCCAUUUAUUUAUGCUUUCUUUUACAGCUGGUUUCGAUCAGCUUUUAAGAUGAUCAUUACAGGGAAAAUAUUUACAGAUGAUGUUUCUAAUUCUAAACUCUCUUGAUUCAUUAUAUGAUUUACUGACUGAUUUGAGUGAUCAGGUCUGGCACUAAGGAUGAAAAUAUUAUGUCUCAUAUCUCUGUAUUCAGCUCAUAUAUUUAUUUAAAUUCCAUCUGUGCUAUGUAGUAACUGUCUGUUUUUGCAACACAAUGUAUAGAAAGCCUCUUGACAAGUGCCUAAUAUGUGAGGUGUUGUCUCUGUCAUUAACUAUGUGAUGGGUCAGUCCCUUUAUAAACCUAAUAUUUAUCUCUUUUAAUGUGUUUGCUGUUAUUGUCAUUCUUUUUGUCACUUUUUGUCACAAGUUUCAGUCUUUGCUGGGUCUGCUUCUAAUAAAACCUCUUUUUUCCCCACAGCACUGCUGCUGUGAAAAUGUUGUCAUAUUUGAAACAAUCUCUUCAAAGACGGUUGUCCUUGAAAAUCCCAACACAUCUG